Messenger RNA from Caenorhabditis elegans, 2396 nucleotides. RefSeq names its product ILCR1 Ig-like domain-containing protein (gene F46G10.2). Lineage: Eukaryota; Metazoa; Nematoda; Chromadorea; Rhabditida; Rhabditidae. Bases 197 to 2020 code for a protein of 607 amino acids. The transcript has 11 exons. The record is from RefSeq and is marked reviewed.
GACACGACAUCUCCGAUCUAGCAACCAAUCUAGCUACAAAAGAUAACCUGGAACAUCCAAACAUCAUUGGAAAACCCAAGUUUUGCUACGUCGCGUGACCCCACCUCCUCCUCAACGUCAUCAUCAUUUUUAUCAUCGACGUCUCUUCCAUCAAAUUUGCUACGUCGAUUCCUCCACAUCUACCAUAUGCCUAACUAUGAAUGGCAGCAAAAAAUAUAACACGAGUGGUCAUUCCACGACUACUGUAUUUAUAUCACACAGUAUGCUUGCUGUUUUGACCACCGUACUUUUUUUGGCUCCGGCUACUGGUGCCGACACGGUUUGCUCCUUUAACGGUAAUGGAACUUGCUCCGUGAACACAGAUACUGAUGGAAUUAUCGAAAUUUUGAAUGAAAAUAAUUCGACAGUAAAUUGGAAGAUUCGACCUCAAAACAUUGGGUUUAUGUAUUAUGUAACGACGUCGGGCGAUGGUGACGAUCUGAUUGUCAAGGGAAUCGUGAAAUGGAAGGUUCAACUGAAAAAUUGGUCGACAAACGAUACCGUAGUCGAGGGAUUUCUGGUGACGAUCAUGGAUCAUGAUACAAAUGAAACAGUGACUACUUAUCAGCUGACGUUGUCUGAACCUUUUGAGCAUUUUGCCGAGAGAAACGAUGUAAUGGAGAUGCGUCUGGAGUUGGAUGACGUGCUUAGUUUUGAUAAAAGAUAUGACGCAAAGAUCAACAUUCUUCCAAUCGGCAAACAAGCUGCCGCUUCAUCGUUUCUUUCGAUAAUGGGAAAACUCGAGGGAGAAAAGUGCUCAGCAAUGACUGGUUUGGCAGAGAGAUGGGCACCACAUGUCAUGGUCGAACUUUACGAGACAACGUCAGAUAUUCAGCUAUCCUGGAAAGCUGCUCCACAAUUUCUGUGCGUGAAAACUUAUGAAGUAAUUUUACAAAACCGUGAUGGUCGAAUUAUCAACACAUCUGAAGUCAAGGUCAACCUUGGGCAGAAGAUCGCAAACGCAACAUUCCAUGGGAUUGAGAGAAAUCAAAUGGUUCAAGUCAAGGUUCGCGGGAAAAAUGCGAUUGAUGGCGGAUGUGCAUGCGUCAAUUGCAAUUGUAUUACAGAUAAGACAAAGUUCUUCGUUAUACCAAGCCUUGCAAAAGUGACUCCACCGGCACCCACUUCGCCUACUGCAGUUCAUCAUGAAACGCUUAUACUCUCCCCUCUCCAGAUUUUCUUUAUUUUUACCGGAGUAGUUUCGUUGCUUCUUUUAUUGGCGUUCGGAUGGCUAUGCUGCAACAAAUAUCGCAAAACAAUCUUCAAACAGAAAAUUGCGUUUAGUGCGCUCAAAUCGUCACAGUAUCCAAACAGAAAAACGAAACCAAAGAAAGCGUUCAAAGUGAUGCUAGUAUGUCCCGAGGUGUCCGGUCGUGAUGAAGACUUCAUGAUGCGUAUUGCCGAUGCACUGAAAAAAUCUAAUAACAAAGUCGUUUGCGACAGAUGGUUUGAAGACUCGAAAAACGCAGAAGAAAAUAUGUUGCAUUGGGUUUACGAACAAACAAAAAUUGCUGAAAAGAUCAUCGUUUUUCAUUCUGCAUACUACCAUCCACGGUGUGGUAUCUAUGACGUCAUUAACAACUUCUUCCCGUGUACCGAUCCGCGAUUGGCUCACAUUGCUCUCACUCCAGAAGCACAGCGAAGUGUGCCGAAAGAAGUUGAAUACGUAUUGCCUCGUGAUCAGAAACUUCUAGAAGAUGCAUUUGAUAUCACUAUCGCUGAUCCACUUGUCAUAGAUAUUCCUAUCGAGGACGUGGCAAUUCCAGAAAAUGUGCCCAUUCAUCAUGAGAGCUGUGACAGCAUUGACAGUAGAAAUAACUCAAAGACGCAUAGUACAGACUCGGGUGUCUCAUCAUUGUCAAGUAAUAGCUCACAUUCAGGAGGAGAUAAUGAGACUCUGACAAGUGGUAUGCCAACUCAUUUGAGAGAUCUAAACAUCGAAGCCCAUCCUCUACUUCGACAGCCCGUAGAAGUUGUGUAGCACAUUUUGAACAUGUGAGCCUGUACAAAAGCCAUAAUACUUCUCAACUACUAUCAUCGUCAUCUCUCCGUCACCAAUGAUCUCUACUCAAAACGGUUAUGGACGGUUUUUUUGCAUAAGGAUUCAACUAGCCCUACACGAUUGCUUUGAUCUCUGUACAUUUUUGCGUUUAAUAUGGAUAUUUGCUUUUUAAUGGAUUUUCGAUCUUCUACUUUUAUUGUUGAUUUUUCUGGUUUUGUGGGGGUUGUGUACAAAUUUUGUUUAUUUGUUGUCGGUAACCACGGGUACCAUAUUAUGUGAAUCGUUUAUCAUCGUAUUAAAUCAUGUAUACAUGCAUUGUACAGAGUUUUUGAAUAUAAUAAAUGAACAUGACGUC